AGCGCGGAGCGGGAAGGCCGCUCCCAUCCGACGCAGCGACCGGGAUGAGAUUUGGCGAAAGGCGCCUCCCCAGUCCCCCACUGAGCGCAGGGCCGCCGCGCCAGCGGCAGGGGAAGGGCGCGAGGAGGGGCUGACGGUUGGGGGAACCCCCGUAACUCCCCCUAACCGCCACCCAGUCCCCAGCGCAAGCGCCUCUCCCGCACCCCCCACUCUGGCGCCGGCCAAUCGCAACACUGCGCACGUGACGAGCGUUCCCUGCGAUGACCUCAUCCCUGGUGUGGGAUGACGUCAAAUUCAAGAUGGAUGGAAUCACGGCGGUGGCAGCAGCGCGCGCGGGCGAAUCGUGAAGGGAGGCGCCGAGGGGGGCAGCAGGGUGGGGUGCGGCUAACGGCGGAGAAGAUAAAUCCAAAUCAUGGAGGGGCUCUUGCAUUACAUAAACCCAGCACAUGCCAUUUCUCUCUUAAGUGCUUUGAAUGAGGAACGUCUAAAAGGACAGCUAUGCGAUGUUAUUCUUAUAGUGGGAGACCAAAAAUUUAGAGCUCAUAAAAAUGUUCUGGCUGCUAGCAGUGAAUACUUCCAGACUCUCUUCACAAAUAAAGAGAAUGAGUCCCAAUCAGUGUUUCAACUUGACUUCUGUGAACCAGAUGCUUUUGAGAAUGUAUUAAACUACAUUUACUCUUCGUCUUUGUUUGUUGAGAAAAGCAGUCUUGCGGCUGUUCAAGAAUUGGGCUACAGCCUUGGAAUUUCCUUUCUUACCAACAUUGUUUCUAAGAGUCCUCAAGCUCCUUUUCCAGCAUGUCCCAUUAAAAAAAUACUGUUUCAAGAAGAAGAUGAAAGCGGUUCUCAGAAGAGAAGUGUCAUUGUUUGUCAGAGCAGAAAUGAAGCACAAGUUAAAAAUGUCAGUCAAACACAUGAUUUAAGCCAUAGCUCUAAGCCUUCACACUCCAUUGCCAUCAAAACAAACAAUAGGCCACAAGUAACAAAACCAAUUGAACCACUUCACAGUUUGUCAUUAAGUGACAGGAGGUGGCUAAAAGACAGUCCUGUGAGCUACACCAAACUUCAUGAACCUUCUGGAACUGUGGAUGACCAAAGUAGAAGUGGCUCGGUGAAGAGGAAUACAGUAUUGCCACAAAAGCCUUUAGCUGAGAAAGAAACUUCAUGUGAUGAGCCAGGAGUGAGUGGUCAGCUUCUAAGAGGAAAAGCUGCAGAGAUGUCAUUAAAAAGACCACGUCCUCCAAUCUUAUCUCUGCAUGGUUCAUCAGAAUCUACAUUUUUGUUGCGAGAGACAGGAAAAGGAAAUGGUCAAGGAGAAGAUAGGAAUUUGCUAUACUACUCAAAAUUAGGACUAGUGGUUCCAUCUAGUGGAUCUGGUCCUGAAAACCAAAGUAUUGACCGGAGUGGCCCACUUGUAAAAAGUCUCCUUCGAAGGUCAUUGUCCAUGGAUAGUCAGGUUCCUAUUUAUUCAUCUUCUAUUGAUUUAAAAGCGUCACAUGGAUCAUUAUUGGUGACUAGUGACUCACAGGGAAAAACAUUUAAUGUUACAUCUCAAAAGUCAUCCUUGAAAGAGUCUUCAGAAAAGGCUGUCCUAGAUGACAAGACACAGGUAAUACACCCACACCGCCUUAGGUCCUUUAGUGCCUCUCAGUCAACUGAUAGGGAGGUAGCUUCUCCUCUAACUGAUGUACGAAUAAAAACUGAACCUAGCAGCCCACUUUCAGAGCCUUCUGAAAUAAUAAGAGUUACAGUAGGAGAUGCUUCAACAUCUGCCAGUAAAGACUUCCCUUUUAAAACUGAGGAUGAUAAUAGGGAUAUGAGUAGACUUCCAGCAAAAAGGAGGUUUCAAGCAGAUAGAAGGCUACCAUUUAAAAAACUGAAAGUGAAUGAGCAUGGUUCUCCUGGGUCAGAGGAUAAUUUUGAGGAAAGUUCAAGUCCUACGCGCCUUGAUGCUGAUUUUCCAGAUUCUGAUGUCAGUAAAGAUGAAUACAGUGAAUUGGAAGAAGUGAGACCAAACAAAAAGUUUAAAUGCAAGCACUGCCUUAAGAUUUUCAGAUCUACAGCAGGCCUUCAUCGUCAUGUUAAUAUGUAUCAUAAUCCAGAGAAACCAUAUGCUUGUGAUAUAUGCCACAAGAGAUUUCAUACAAACUUCAAAGUAUGGACUCAUUGCCAGACACAGCAUGGAAUUGUGAAGAACCCCUCACCUGCUUCCAGUUCACAUGCUGUCUUGGAUGAAAAAUUCCAAAGAAAAUUAAUUGAUAUUGUGAGAGAGAGAGAGAUUAAGAAAGCACUGAUUGUUAAACUACGACGUGGCAAACAAGGUUUUCAGGGACAGUCCAGUUCACAAGCACAGCAAGUCAUCAAAAGGAACUUAAGAUCAAGAUCCAAAGGAGCCUACAUUUGUACCUACUGUGGGAAAGCUUAUCGUUUUCUCUCCCAAUUUAAACAGCACAUAAAAAUGCAUCCAGGGGAAAAACCAAUUGGAGGAAAUAAGGUUUCUAAGCAAAAAGAGCACAUUCAUAUUGCAAGUCCAGUUGAAAACAAAGAGGUCUAUCAGUGCCGUCUUUGUAAUGCUAAGCUCUCCUCUCUUAUUGAACAGGGAAAUCAUGAGCGACUUUGUAGAAAUGCAACAGUCUGUCCUUAUUGCAGCCUUAGAUUUUCUUCUCCAGAGCUGAAGCAUGAACAUGAAAGCAAGUGUGAAUAUAAGAAGCUCACUUGUCUUGAAUGUAUGCGCACUUUUAAAUCCUCCUUUAGUAUUUGGCGUCAUCAAGUUGAAGUUCACAAUCAAAAUACCAUGGCCCCAACAGAGAAUUUUUCUUUACCUAUUCUUGAUCACAAUGGUGAAAUAACGAAUGCGUCAAGAUUGCAUUCUCAAUCAGAAUCUAAUAAAAUGAACAAUUUUGUUACUGCAAAGGAAGAUGGAGUAUUCAGUGAUUCUUCAGAACAAAUUAAUUUUGAUUCUGAAGAUUCUUCAUGCCUCCCUGAAGAUCUAAGUGUUUCCAAACAGUUUAAAAUUCACGUCAAAGAAGAGCCUGCAGACGAUAUAGAGGAUGAGGUCACUGAAACCAACAGAGAAGCUAAGGAAGUAGUUUCUAAUAAAGUCACUGGCUUGUGGCCCUGUGAAAAAUGUGGAAAAAUUUUUACUGUACACAAGCAGUUGGAGCGUCACCAGGAGCUUUUGUGCUCUGUAAAACCAUUUAUUUGUCAUGUGUGCAACAAGGCCUUCCGGACCAACUUCCGUCUGUGGAGCCACUUCCAGUCUCAUAUGUCACAGGCUGCAGAGGAAUCAGUGAAUAAAGAUGCUGAGAUAUGUCCACCAGCUAACUCCCCAUCACCGCCACCUCUGCCUCCACCCCCACCUCUACCCAAAAUCCAGCCCUUAGAGCCUGAUAGUCCGACAGGUUUAUCUGAGAGCCCAACUACUACUGAGAAAUUAUUUGUUCCACAAGAAUCGGACACGCUCUUUUAUCAUGCUCCACCACUUUCAGCAAUCACGUUCAAAAGACAAUAUAUGUGUAAACUUUGUCACAGGACAUUCAAGACUGCAUUUAGUCUUUGGAGCCAUGAACAGACACACAAUUAGCUAGAGAUCUUCAACAGGUAGUUUAAAAAGCUGGUUAAUGGAGACCAUUUCCAGGAUAUUUCAGAAGUAUGCCAUAUAAACUAGAAAUCUAAGGGGACAAGAAACAUCAAAAAAGUAAAGAUGGAUUUAUGAUGCUGCUUGGAUUUGAAGAUUAAGGUAAACUAACUUUGAUGUUAGUAGAUAGAAAUUUGAAUAAUUUAAAGUACUGUUGUCUGGGAUCUUAUAGUAACAGUAUAAUUUAAUUUCAUUAACAUUGAAAUCCAAUCACAUCUUGAUUGUAUGCAUGGAUCCUCAUCCUGUGGUGUCAAUAUAUAUAAAUAUACAUUAAAAACAAAAAAGGAACAACAAUGUGGAUUCUAACUGUGAGUUUAUAGUAGUGUUAUACUGUAACCAACUUCUUGUUUUGAGUAUAAUGAACACCUGAGCUCCCUAUAAAUAUUAGCCCUGCACUUGAAGUUAAGAAAGAAGUGGAUGGAAUAUUUUUCUUUAGUAAUCUAGAUUUUUAGUAAUAUUUUAGCAAUAACAAAUAAACCUCAAGUUUGAGUUACCCUGACACUUAUUGGGAAUGAAUGUUUGGUAUUUUAUGGUAAUGUGGAAUUGUUUUGUUCUUAUAUGGAACUUGUGCAAAAUACAAUAGAAUCUAAGAUGAGCAAUAUUAAUACUUGGAUUUUAUAUUUAAAGUAGCAGCAAGCCUGCUUUCAGCCAUUUAAAUAGAAGUUUCUAAGGAAGACUCUGGAAAAAAAAAGUAUGCUGCUUUAUAUAACGCCCCAAAGGCUAAUUUACUGUAGGUAUUUCAGUAACUACAAGCAUUGUAAUAAAGCAGCAGUUAUAAUACAAACAGUACUGUUUAUGCAUAUGAACUAACAUUGAAUGGAUGUCAAACAAUUCACAAUUUUGUUUCCUCUGGUUUGUACUGUUGUGUGUAAUUCUGAGUACAAUAGAAUGUAUGAAUAUAUUACUUUCAAUGGCAGAAGAGGAGGAAGGGGUUGUGAAAUAAACUCCUGUGUGUGGCAGUAAAUGUGGCCAUUAGCACAAAGAUAUGUUUUUUAAAAAAUGUAAAUAUUUACAUAGACACCUGUAUAAAUGAACAAAAUAUGUAUUUAAAUUUUGUAUUAAACAAACCUAUCCAGUUCAAAGCAGAGGAAAAAGCGCCACACUACAAUCAUUGGAUUUUGUAAAUACAGUGUAUAGAAUAUUUGUUUCUUUUCUGACACUUUCUAUUGUUUGUGAUCCUUUGUGUUAGUGUUUAUUUGGGUUUGUUUAAAAUCAUGGUGGUAAUGAUUAAAAAUAGUCACAGUUGGAAUGGUUGGCAUCAUUAGUAUCAGAUAUUUCCCAGAAGCUAUGGCACGGGUCCAGAGUUAAUUUUUCACCUGCUUUUGACAAUGUGCUUCUCUUGUUUAGAAGCUCAGAGUUAAAACCAUCUUUCUGCUGUUGGUAUUUUAAAUUUAAUUGAGUGGAAGGGAUUAGAAUAAACAGUGAGAAUGUAAAUGAAUUAAAUACUUGACAGUCCAUUUUGGAUUCAGGCCAACUUCAGAUGGGAAAAGAAAAGAGAAAGUAUUGCAUUCAGUACUGUGUAAUUAGGGCCCAGUCCUGCUUUCACUGAAGUCAACGGGAGUUCUGUUGCUGACUUCAGUGGGAGCAGGAUCAAGACCUUAAUCCUAUAAGGUUCUGAUACUGCAUUCCUUCAGCAUCCAAAAUUCCCACAGAAGUCAGAAAGCUGAGGCCCAAAAUACAAAGGUGUGGACAACAAUGAUAAUAUUCAGGACCAAUGGCCCUGAUUCAGCAAGGUUGAGCAUGGGUGCCUACCUUUAAGCUGCUGGGUUUGCCUAUUGACUUCAGUGGGUGGUUAGUUAGGCACAUACUUAGAUACCUUACUCAAUCAAAGUCCAUAUUUGCCAUCAUUUGUUUUGUUUGUUUUAAAACAGCACUUUAUUUUCAUUGGGAAGUUCAACAUAAAAGGAGAUGGCACAAUAUGACCCUCAGACUUUCAGCUACCAGCAAACUGCAAUAAUUAGCUACAAAGUCUUUUGCUACAACAUGGUGGAUAAAAAAAAUCUAAAACUGCUACUAAACACACUAACACCUACCCAUAGGUGUUUUUCCUUAUUACAAAUGAAUUAUGUUAGAAGAUAAUUACACUAAUAAUCUGCAAGUAUUUUUAGAUGAAAACUGCAAUCAAAACUACAGUUAGACUAGAUCAGUGGUUCUCUAACUUUUGUACUGGUGACCCCUUUCACACAGCAAGCCUCUGUGUGCGACCCCCCCCCCCCCCGUUAUAAAUUAAAAACACUUCUUAAUAUAUUUAAUACCAUUAUAAAUGCUGGAAGCAAAGCAGGGUUUGGGGUGGAGGCUGACAGCUCGUGACCUCCCCCCCACCCCGGGUAAUAACCUCAUGACCCCCUGAGGGGUCCCGACCCCCAGUUUGAGAACCCCUGCACUAGAUGACCCUUGAGGUUUCUGCUAACCCUAUGAUUCUAUGAAACAAGGUUCCUAUGUAAUCUUUUAUAGGUGACGCUUCCAGAUGUGACUCCUUCUUUUUUAAAUUUCAACUAACAAAACUAAACCAUUUAAUGAAAAGAAGUAAUUUCAGCAUAAAAUAAUAAUUACUCAACCUUGUUUAUUAAACAAAAGCAAAAUGAAAUAAAGCCAUGUUAAAUAUAUUUAGCACAGCUAAAUAAUUGUUUUGUGUUUACAUUAAAUGUCUUUUAGGAGAAGAAAUCUAUGUGGACAAAAUGUGAAAGCAAGGUAUUAAAAUUGGUGCCUAAGUUUUCACCAUUGAUUCCCGUACAAAACAGCAUGAUAUUUCCUAUUUAGUUUGUUGACAGUCUGUACGUAGCCUUCUAAGAAUGAGUAUACCCUUCUAAGAGAAAAUAUGAUGACCAGUUCAGCUAUCAAAUAAUCAUAAUUUUCAACUGAAGCACUUCUUUGAUGCAUUUUUGGUAUACUAAGAUUAUAAAUAGCACAUGCAUAACAACCUUGUGCUAUAUUUUGAAGAAGUCUUGAUUUUUUCCCCAAGUGUAAUAUAUAUUGUAAAAGUCAGAAAAAAGUGGAUAUAACUAGUUUCCUUUAUAAAUUUGUUAGAUUAUUUUUAAAAGUUUGUUUUAAUUUUGAGCAUGUUCUGUGCUUUUUUUAAAUUAGUUCCUGUUUGUUGUCCAAUAAAGGAAUACAGGCUCUCUAAAUAAAGUUUUAAAUAUGAGAUAUUUAUAUAGCAAUUCUGGUUUUCUAUUAGCUUUUAUACAGUAUCUUAAAAAGCCCUGAGACAGAAGUGUUUACUUUGGAGGAUAUGGAAUAAAUAUGCUUCCACUCAUGUAAUUUUAAUAUAUGUUAGAAAAGUUAAAUUAUGGAAGAAAUUGUUAGUUGCUUGUUUAUACAAUAAAGGUCUUUUUAAAGAAUGUCUAGUUUGGCCAUAACAAGAAUGAUAGGCAAAUUAUUGAUACAAAAAACCUGUCUUCUUCAUAUUUGGUUUAGUUUUGCAACUGUGUGAAUUGGGUACUAAAGGCCUUGGCUUUUUUGUCUGAUUAUUUAACAAUUGCAGAAAGUUUGUAUGAUUUCUCUUAAACUUUGAGGUUUUGUGCUCUUUUUCAUAUGGCAUGACGGAACAUGCAGAUGUUUUAAUAUAUACUUUAGAAUUUAAUUCUUUCUUCGUUUGUUUUGUCCUCCAUCAACAAAAUUUGACAGAGACUCAUCUUGUUCCAACUCAAGUAGGUGACAAUUUCUGUUUACUUUAGUGGGAACAGGAUUGGGCCUGUGAAGUAAAGCUAGUUCAUGUAGGUACUGAUUCAGCUAAGCACAUGCUUAAGUCCCACUGCAGUCAUUGGGCCUUAAAACAUGAUUAACUUUUAAGCAUAUGCUUAAGUGCUGUUCUGAAUUGGGGCCAUAAUCAACCACUCAAAGUAAGCAAUGGAAAUAAUUACAUGUUGUGGACUUUUAAAUGGUAGAAACAAAAAUGUUAUAAGUGAAUGUUCUUCUGAAUAAAGGCUACAUAUAUAGUUAGUGUGUAAUUCUGCAAUUUUACCAAAAUAGACAAAGGACAUGAAAUGGUAUUGCUACUCUAAUUUUGUAACUUUUUUUAAAGAAAACAAUAGACAGUUAAACUUCAGAGAUGGCAGUUGAGUUGUCAGUCUCCUUUCAGAACACAACUAUAGCCUUACAACUCUCCAGUAAACCAAAACACACAGCUGUAGGGGACUUGCUCCUGCAUUCUCUCCUUGGGCAAUGGUCCCAUUGACAUCCAUGAGGCUUUUUGCCCAAGUAGGAAGUGCAGGUUUCUUCCAGAUCUGUAUUGUACUCUGAGGCCUUGUCUACACUACGGGGGACGAUCAAUCUAAGUUACGCAACUUCAGUUACGUGAAUAACAUAGCUGAAGUUGAUGUACUUAGAUCUACUUAUCGCAGAGUCCACACUACGCAGUGUCAACUGGAGAUGCUCUCCCGUUAACUCCCCUUGCUCUUCCUGUUCAGGUGGAGUACAGGAGUCGACGGGAGAGUGAUCGGCGGUUGAUUUAGCGGGUCUUCACUAGACACACUAAAUCGACUGCUGAUAAAUCAAUCACUGCACGUCAAAUCACUGAUAAGUGUAGACAAGGCCUAAGAUUUUGCCCAAAACUUCUAUUGACAUCAGUGGAAGUUCCUCAUGUGGGACAAGGAUAGAAUAUGGCCCUAACUCCUGAGCACUAGCAGUUAUGGUGCAAAUAUCUGGCAUGUGCCUAUAAAAGCUGGCAUGUGCCUGUACUGUCUGUUUACAUUUUCUUACCAGAAGUUCUAGAUGAAAAUCAAAGCAAGAUAGAUUUUUUUUUUUAUGUUGUAAUUAGUGAAUCAGUGUUAAAAAAUUUUGUGUUGAACUCAGCCUGAUAGUAUUUGGGUUUUUGUUUUGUUUUGAAGUCCUAUUGAUUCUCGUUUGUUUAAAAUGACUUGUGACAAAAAUUGUACUAACUAUUGUACAUAAAGGGAUACUAUCAUGAUAAACAUACUGUAAACAUCCUUACCUGUGUUAACAAUACUUGAUACUAAUAAAGCUAAUAUAAUUUUUAAACCCCAGUUGUUAACAUUUUAGAUGUUUGGGCAUGAAAAUCCCAGAUAGGGAUACCCUCAAACUUUGGCAGUGUGUCUGAAAUAUGGAUCUGAGCUUUGUGGAUCUGUUAUAUUUUGCUAUUCUGAGACAGUUAAAACAGACAAAUCAGUUUCCUUUUCUAGUUCUCAUACACUGGCACAAAUAUUGUGUUUGGGUUUCCACCACUGUAGCAAAGUGUUAAAUUUAAAAUACCCUUUAAAAUACAAUAUUUGAAAACUUAUGAAUAGUUACAAAAUCAAAACAUCAGAGUUUAACCUUGACAGUGUCCCUUUUUAAAACAACAGGAAAAAUGGGAUCACUUGUAGUGUUUGGAAAAAGUCUCCUUCGCUUUGUGGAAGUUGGAAUAAUCCAACAUAAACAUGCAAACUGUAAUAUUUUCCAAUUUAAAGUUACAUAAAAUCACUUGUCAUUUUAAAGUAUUAUAGGUUAAGACAAAUAAAAGCUGUUUUUUAUAAUCCUGUAUAUCAUGUAGCCAUUGUAUAUUAGUUCAGUUACAUCAGUGUUGGAUUUUAAUUAAUAGGUUUUUACUUUUUUAGGACUGAGAAUUAAUAGUUUAGAAUAACUCUUCCUUUAAUGUAAUGUAAAUCCAUUGCUGCUUUGUAUGACUUUUUCUACUGUGUGUUUUCUUUACUUAGAUUUUGACUAAGAAAUGUUGGAGUCCAAUAAACUUACACUUGUUUCUUUUGA
Molecule: messenger RNA, 9337 nt
Organism: Malaclemys terrapin pileata
Lineage: Eukaryota; Metazoa; Chordata; Testudines; Emydidae
Gene: ZBTB21
Product: zinc finger and BTB domain containing 21
Exons: 2
Coding region: 413-3580 (1055 amino acids)
Biological process (GO): regulation of transcription by RNA polymerase II; negative regulation of DNA-templated transcription
Cellular component (GO): nucleus
Molecular function (GO): protein binding; RNA polymerase II cis-regulatory region sequence-specific DNA binding; DNA-binding transcription factor activity, RNA polymerase II-specific
Source: RefSeq, a predicted model, not a curated record